AUGUCCAAGAUCAUCACCGUCUGGGGCGCCACCGGCAAUCAGGGAGGCUCCGUCAUCCGAGCCAUCCUCGAGGACCCCACCAUUGACAAGCAGUUCACCAUCCGCGGUGUCACGCGCAACAUGAGCAAGCCGGCGGCCAAGGAGCUCGCGGCCAAGGGCGUCGAGGUUGUCGAGGCCGACAUGUCGAACCCCGAGGCCGCCGCCGCCGCCGUCAAGGGUGCCCACACCGUCUUCCUCGUCACCAACUUCUGGGACAGCAUGAGCGUCGACGUGGAAAUCGCCCAGGGCAGGACCGUCACCGACGCCUGCAAGGCGGCCGGCGUGCAGCACCUUGUCUUCUCCUCCCUCAUCAACACGACCGAGGCGAGCAAGGGCAAGCUGCCCAACAUCAGCCACUUCGACAGCAAAGCCAAGAUCGAGGACUACAUCCGCCGCAGCGGCGUGCCGGCCACGUUUGUCCUGCCGGGCAUGUUCAUGUCCAACUUCACCACGACGAUUCGCAAGGGCGACGAUGGCAGCUACGCCUGGAUGCUGCCCGACGGCGUGUCCUUGGAUAAAGCUCGCACCCCGCUUUUCGAUGUCAAGGCCGACACUGGCAAGUUUGUCAAGGCCGCCAUCAAGCACUUCCCCGCCCAGGUGGGAAAGCACAUCUACGCGGCGACCGACUACUACAGCCCCGAGCGCCUGCUGGCCGAGUUCGCCGACGUCAUGGGCCGGCCCGCCGUUGGCCGGCACGUGUCGCACGACGUGUUCAAGUCCUUCCUGCCCGCGCCGGCGGCCCAGGAGCUGCUCGAGAACUUUCUGCUCAUGGAGUCGCCAGGAUACUACGGCGGCGCCGACCUGUCGGAGAGCCUGAGCCUGCUGGAGGAGAAGCCGACGACGUGGAAGGACUUUGUGCAGCAGAACAAGCAGGUGUGGCAGUGA
This is a messenger RNA of Drechmeria coniospora, 924 nucleotides long. RefSeq names its product NmrA-like family domain-containing protein 1. The transcript has 3 exons. Bases 1 to 924 code for a protein of 307 amino acids. The record is from RefSeq and is a predicted model, not a curated record. NCBI's taxonomy places the organism in Eukaryota, Fungi, Ascomycota, Sordariomycetes, Hypocreales, Ophiocordycipitaceae.